This is a messenger RNA of Melopsittacus undulatus (budgerigar), 4286 nucleotides long. RefSeq names its product elongation factor for RNA polymerase II (gene ELL). The record is from RefSeq and is a predicted model, not a curated record. The transcript has 12 exons. Gene Ontology annotation, cellular component: transcription elongation factor complex. Bases 31 to 1860 code for a protein of 609 amino acids. Lineage: Eukaryota; Metazoa; Chordata; Aves; Psittaciformes; Psittaculidae. Gene Ontology annotation, molecular function: cis-regulatory region sequence-specific DNA binding. Gene Ontology annotation, biological process: positive regulation of transcription elongation by RNA polymerase II; snRNA transcription by RNA polymerase II; transcription elongation by RNA polymerase II.
CCCAGGCGCGGAGGGGGAGACGGUCCCAAGAUGGCGGCGCUGCAGGCGGAGUGCGGGUACGGGCUGUCCUGCGGCCGCCUCGGCCGCGGCACCCGCGUCUCCGUGUUCCACGUGAAGCUCACGGAGAGCGCCCUCCGGGCCUUCGAGAGCUACCAGGCCUGUAAGGAUGCUGUGACAUCAAAACCAGUAAUCCAGUUUCAAGGAAGCCAAGGGCACAUCACGAUCCCGAGGCCGGAUCGCCCUACAGAAGUACGGACCUUCACGUUCUAUCUCUCCAAUAUUGGCAAGGACAGCCCGCAGGGCAGCUUUGACUGCAUCCAGCAGUAUGUAUCCAGCAAUGGCAAUAUCCAUUUGGAUUGCCUUGGAAGCAUACAGGAUAAAAUCACUGUGUGUGCUACUGACGAUUCCUACCAGAAGGCAAGGCAAAGCAUGGCACAGGCAGAAGAGGAGACUCGCAGCCGGAGUGCUAUAGUCAUCAAACCUGGGGGGAGAUACGUAGGCAAAAAGGUUCAGGUGCGUAAACCUGCACCAGGAGCUUCCGAUGCUGUUCCCUCCAGGAAGCGCCCAACGCCAGUCAACCUUGCCAGUGCAAUAAAGAGAGGCAAUAGUGCCAUUUCUCAGAGACCCUUCAAAGAUAGGGUUGUGCACUUACUGGCACUAAAGCCUUAUAAGAAACCUGAACUUAUUCUCAGAUUGCAGAAGGAUGGACUUUCUCAGCAGGACAAGGAUUUGCUGGACAACCUUCUGCAACAGGUGGCAAAUUUGAGUGCCAAGGACAGCACUUUCACACUGAAAGACUGUGUAUACAAGGAAGUGCAGAAGGACUGGCCUGGCUACUCUGAAGGAGAUCAGCAGUUGCUGAAGAGGAUACUUGUUCGGAAGCUCUGUCAGCCCCAGAACAGCAGCGGUUUCCAAGGAGAAGCCCCUUCCCUGAGCCCACCCAAGGACACCGUGAACUCCAGCUCUCCUCCUCAGAAACGAUCCCAGCCUCUGGAAUUCAUCGACCCCCUGGCCAACAAGAAGCCCAGGAUCUCGCAUUUAGCUCACAGGACUCAAGCCACGUUCAAUGGGAAGCUGAGCUCCUCCAACGGGAAGGAUGCCCCUGCCCCUGCGCUGCCACCGGCGCUGCCGGAGGCUGUGAGCUCCAGCUCCAGCCUCCCACUGCUGGAGCUGCCCAGACCUCACGAUCCCCUUUCGGAUGUCAGCAAUGACCUGGCUCACAACGGCAGAGACUGUGAGAACCCGGAGCCGGCUGACAGACUCACUCACCCCCUGCCUACAGACUGUGCCCAGAGCAGCAAACACAACUGCGGCUCCUAUGUAAAAACCAAGAAGAAAUCCAAAAAGCACAAAGAGAAGGAGAAGGAGAGGAAGGAGAAGAAAACCGAAGAGAAGUGCAAAGAGGAGAAGCAGAACUGUGAAGUAAUUAAACCUGCUGACUUAGGUAGUGUUCCCCAGGAGCAGGUCCCAGGUCUAAAUGGAACAUGCAAUAAUUCUAGUGUACCAACAUCAACUUCAGAAAUGCCAGAUUAUUUAUUAAAAUACGCAGCCAUUUCCUCCUCGGAGCAGCGUCAGAGUUACAAGAAUGACUUCAAUGCAGAGUACAGUGAGUACAGAGACUUGCACGCCCGGAUAGAGAGGAUAACACGGCGCUUCACGCAGCUGGAUGCCAAGCUGAAGCAGCUCCUGCAGGGCACUGAGGAAUAUAAGACCAUCCAUGAUCAAAUUUUACAGGAAUACCGGAAAAUUAAAAAGACUAACCCCAAUUACAGCCAAGAGAAGAACCGCUGCGAAUACCUCCACAACAAACUGGCUCACAUUAAGAAACUGAUAGCAGAGUAUGACCAGCAGCAGUUUUAGCUGGCACUGAUCUGGACUGGGGAGGGCAAAAUAAGAGUCACCCGGAUGUUCCGUUCCCUUUUGUACAACUAGAGCCCUUUCAGAGCGUUAAUUCCUCCUGGUUGAAGAAGUUGGGGAUGACUUGUGAUGAUGCUGAAGCUGCCCCGGCCACGUCGGAGCUGGGUUGCAAACCCCAGUGCCUGGCAUGAGCCUGUUGGGUUUUAGCCUCUCUGAAUGUUGGAAUGUAACAAGUGACAAAACAGAAAACACAUAAACCCCCCCUCUGCUUAUUGAAGCCAGCGUUUGACACUUAAGGGAAAACUGACCUAAAGUGACCGAAGCUCCCAAAGGUUAAGAAUCAGUAGUUUUCAUGGAUUAAAGUUUGGCAUGAAGUGUAAUUACCCAGCUCCACUGGGUUACAGUCAAUUGUCCUUCAAAUGGUGAGGAACUGGAAUGCUGCUAGGUGACCUCCUGCUCUGGCACCUGCGACUGUUCAUAUGCAAGCUGUCUGCUCCACAUGGCACCGCGUUAAAUACACCAAGUACCCAGAGCUCUCGUUGUUUGUUCCUGCUUUUGUCAUCUCCGCUGUGUUCUCUCUUGAGGUGGUUGUGUCAGGAGGAGGGGAUCCCUGCUCUGUAAAUCACAGCCCCUUUCUCCUGUUCUCCGCUUGUGUGUCUGGAAGCAGCGGGUGGAAGUGUCUUGCUGCAGCCUCCCCAGCGUGCCUGCAUUCACCUGCACGUCCCAGGGCUGGGAAGAUCGAGACCUGGCUUUGACUUUUAUAACUUUCUACCAAGGCAGCCAAUUUUCUUAAUUGCUGAUGAGACUUUGGUCUAUUUUUGUAUGGAAAAACAGAAAAAAAAGACAAAAAUGAGCAUCUUUUUUCUAAAUCUGUGCCUCCCUUUCAGGCCGAGUGUUUCAGACCCUUUUCCUCUCUUCCAAGCGCAGUAUUACUGGAGCUUCCCGGAUAGUGUCCCAGAGAGGUUGCCACCUGUACUGACCCAUCCGAGCGGAGGAGGUGGGAGGUGGGACACACACGAUGCUUUCUUCUUCUGCUUUUUGUGUCUUUCCAAAGAAGCAGCAGCAGAAACUGAGAACAGGCACCGGAGCCAUGAGAGCAGUAAGGUAGCACUUUCCCAUGCGGGUCACUGCCACUCUGGUGCUCUAUCAGCCAGCUUCUGCUGCAGGCUUUCUUCUUGAUCGUUGUGGUUUUGUUUCUGGACUUGAAGGGAACAUUUUGAAGAGUAUGGCCAGGGUGUGAGAAACACUCCAAAAAGCACAAAGGUGGCCUUUAACUCUGCUGUUUCUUUCUCUCCCCUCUCCCCUUUUAAUCCUGCCAGCCUGCGUGAUUUGACUUCUUCCCACUUCCGUUUAUCUCAGAGUAAAGGAUUCCUUUCCCGUGGCAUCUCCUUCCCUUGGAGGUUGCACUGAAGAGUCUUUCACCCUUUGAAGGAGCGGAAUGGCAGAGUUAAGGAGGGUUCUUACACAAGGAGGAGUUGAUCCUUUUCCUGCUCUCCCCAAAAACUGGGUCCAUCUGCUGGAUUGGAAACAAGAAGAAAUAAUUCCUAACAAUUCCAUUCUGGCUGGAUGGGUUUUGCUGCAUCAUCCAGCCAGAGCCACCGCUUUGCUUUGUCACAUGCAGUGCCCUGAGUUUCUCUCCCUGUAGCAUCACCUCAGCGUUGCCCAGGACUUUGCCAUCCCAUUCUCCAAGCAAAGCCUGCGCCUGAGCCCCUCGGGCCGUGGUCCAUGGACUUGCACAGCCACUUUGUUCUGCUGCUCUGCAAAACCAAACCCACUCAGAAGCGGGGCAGUGAAGGAGAGGAGGGAAGAGAUGUGAUGCCCAAGGAGCACUGUGGGGUGAGCACCCCAAGAGCCUCACUUAGGGAUGUCCCAGUGAGCAUCUCUGGGCUCGGGGGAUGCUUUGGUUCCAUCUCUUCUUCUCCAGCUAAAGACAAGUGGAGGGGAGGGAGAUGCUUCUCCUGCAGCUCUUCCCCAUCUGUGGAGUGCUGCUGCCUCCUGUGCUGCUGCUCAUCAAGGAAAACUGGAAAAUGCACAUGAAAGGCAAGGAGCUUUUGUCCAGAAGACUUUGUCCCCUGCUCGGUGGGGUCUUGCCAUGUGCUCGGUGCACAAGUCCCUUGAGCAGUAAGUGAUGGCUGGUGCCAGUGUCCAAGCUCCCAUUCCAACAAGGCUCCCUGUGCACUGAGGUGGCUUUCCCUGUGCUGCAGGGAUUGGGAUUCACCGCACACCCCAGACCUGCGGUUCCCAUGCGGUGUUCCUGCUUUUCCCAGCCUGAGCCGUGGGGCUUUGACCUCCAAGUGGUGCUUGAGGAGCUCCGGUGGCAGAAGGGGCAGCAGCUGCAGCCCCAGGAUGAGUAAAUCCUUCCAUGGAAACACUUCUGAUCCUUCAUAUUUUGAAUGGGGUUUUCUUGUUGCUUUGGGUCGGGGGGGGGG